AUGGGAGAACCAGAAAGAGCCAUAGGUUCCAGGCAAAAUGAGAUACCAGCAUCGCCUAGUCCCGUUCACGACGCAAGCUUCUCAGAGAAGCAGGAUGUCGACUUUAAUGCCAAUCCGAGCCCCGAGAUGUUUGUCGUCCCAACUGAUGAUCCCCUGCCCGAGCAUGAAAGGGGUGGUGAUGAGGAGUCCGGCCGUGCAGUGACCCUCUUAGAAGAUGAUACAUACCCAGAAGGAGGGCUAGAGGCAUGGCUCGUAGUGCUUGGCUCAUGGUGCGGCCUCGUUGCCGCUUUAGGGAUCCUGAACACUAUCGGAACCUUUCAGACAUAUGUAUCGACGCACCAGCUUUCAGAUUAUAGUGAAGGCACAGUGGGUUGGAUCUUUAGUCUAUACACGGCCUUGACCUUCUUCUGCGGCAUCUAUAUUGGGCCGCUGUUCGAUAAAUACGGCCCUCGAUGGCUCAUCGGCCCCGGCAGCGUCGCCGUCGUAGCGAGUAUAAUGAUCACGAGCGUGUGUACCGAGUACUGGCAUUUCAUCCUUACCUUCGGUCUUCUGAAUGGAAUAGGAACCUCGCUGCUCUUUACUCCUAGCAUUGCGGCUAUAGGGCAUUUCUUCCGCGCCCGCCGCGGAUUUGCCUCCGGCAUAGCCAGCACCGGAGGCGGCCUCGGCGGCGUUGUAUUCCCAUUGAUGUUACAAAUCCUGUUUGACCGCUUGGGAUGGGGUUGGUCUAUCCGGAUCCUUGGCUUUAUCUGUCUAGGGCUCCUCAUCAUUUCAAACGUCUUGUUGAAGAAGCGACUCCCCGCGCCGAAAAAUAUCAGUCCCCAUCCUGAUUUCCGUAUCUUCAAGGACAAGGCCUUUCUACUUCUAACUAUCGGGAUAUUCUUUCUUGAGUUUGGGCUCUUUAUUCCAGUUACAUAUAUCUCGAGUUACGCCCUUGCCAGUGGCUUCGACGAAGCGUUCGCUUUCCAGUUAUUGCCGAUAUUGAACGGGGCCUCCGUAGUCGGUCGGGCCAUUCCCGGAUACUACAGUGACAAGAUCGGUCCGUUCAACUCGAACAUGCUCUCCGUCGGCAUCACCAUAUUUGCUUGCUACGUCGUGUGGCUACCAUUUGGCAAGACGACGCCAGGCAUUGUGAUAUUCGCCGCCCUCUUCGGCUUCUCCACGGGUAACAACAUCUCCAUUACCCCCGUUUGUGUGAGCAAGCUUUGUCACAUCCAGAACUACGGCAGGUACUACGCUACGUGCUAUACCAUCGUGUCCGUGGCUUGUCUUAUAGGGAUUCCGAUUGCGGGCAGCAUCGUCGCGGCCACGAACGGCGAAUACUGGUCCUUGAUCAUUCUAACGGGACUUACCCAGGUCUUGGCGUUUAUCGCCAUCUACGCAGCCAAGGUUGUAAGUAUCGGCUGGAAUCCUUGGACUAUAUUCUAG
Xylaria bambusicola is the source of this 1425-nucleotide messenger RNA. RefSeq names its product major facilitator superfamily domain-containing protein. The transcript has 3 exons. Gene Ontology annotation, biological process: transmembrane transport. Gene Ontology annotation, molecular function: transmembrane transporter activity. Gene Ontology annotation, cellular component: fungal-type vacuole membrane. The record is from RefSeq and is a predicted model, not a curated record. The coding region runs from base 1 to 1425 and encodes 474 amino acids. Lineage: Eukaryota; Fungi; Ascomycota; Sordariomycetes; Xylariales; Xylariaceae.